Molecule: messenger RNA, 1769 nt
Organism: Calidris pugnax (ruff)
Lineage: Eukaryota; Metazoa; Chordata; Aves; Charadriiformes; Scolopacidae
Gene: FAM110D
Product: family with sequence similarity 110 member D
Exons: 2
Coding region: 199-1236 (345 amino acids)
Source: RefSeq, a predicted model, not a curated record
GACGGCCAGAGGGGCAGGAGCUGAGACCGGAGCAUCCCUGCAUCCCUGCAUCCCAUCCCCGCAUCCCUGUGUGGGCUCAGGGCCAAAUCCAGGAGCUGGUAGAAAACCUUGGGGACCCUCCCCGGCCGCAGCACUGAACCCACCCCGGGGUUGGGGGGAGCAGAGAGUCCAGGGGUGCCAUUUCGGGGCUGGGAGGUGAUGGUGCCCCUGGGCAGCCCCCCUCUCGCCGUCUGCGCCUCCAGCAACCCCCGCCUCAUGGCCCCCGGCCACAGCUCCCCCCUGGCCUGGCUGAACCGGGGUCCCGAGUGCCCGCGGGAGCCGGGGGGCAGCGGGGGCCGGGUGCCCAGCGCCGUGGAGAGGUUGGAAGCCGACAAGGCCAAAUACGUCAAAUCCCAGCAGGUCAUCAACAGCCGGCAGGAGCCGGCGCUGAGGGGCUGCUCCCCAUGGCUCUCCCCCCGUGGCCGGCGCCUCUUGGCCCGCCAGCAGUGUAAUGAGUUGUGUCAGGCCUCAGAGCUGAGCCGGGAAGGUCCCAGGAAGCUGCCGUGUCCCCAGUCCCCUGUGUCACGCCGGAGCGGUGGCCGGCGCCUGCUGAGACCCGACUCGCUCAUCAUCUACCGGCAGAAACGGGACUGCCCAGGAGGGGACAAGGAGAACGCCAAGGGCUCGGGGCUGGUGCGACGCCUCUUCCAGGGACCCCUCAGAGACAAGCCCCCCACUUCCCCCCCGGCCAGGAGGCUGGGUGAGGGGUCACCGGCCCCCCAGAGCCCUGAGACCCCCAUGCUGUGGGUGCCGGCAGAGAAGGAGGAGGUGAGGACGCCGGGUGCCAGCAGUGGUGGUGGCAGUGGUGGUAUCUUCCCUCUGCCUGGCAGCCCAGUGGCACAGACCCCCCAGCCCCCCGGGAAGCAGGCACUGGCUCUGCGUGUGUCCCUGCCACUCUCUGAGAAGGAGCGGUUCUUCAACUACUGUGGGCUGGACCGGGCCCUGGUGGAGCUGCUGGGGCAGGAGCGGUUCGGGCCGGCGGGAUGGGACAACGCCUCGGCUCGGCUCCCCGGAUCCUGCGAGUCGGAGCCCGGGCAGGCCUCAGAGGGCAGCGAGGGGGAUGCAGAGCUGGGUGAGGAGGAGCCGGACACCCGGCUGGGGUCUGCCGUCUCGGUGGUGGAACGCAACGCCCGCGUCAUCAAGUGGCUCUAUGGCUGCCAGAGAGCCUGGGCGGCCGCCAAGGAGUCCACCGUCUGAGCAGAGGCAGCCCAGCUGGGGAUGAGGACACCUGUGUGGGUCCUGCUGGCUGGAUGUGGCCCUUUGCCCUUGCUGGUUGUGGCCGAUGGGCUGGUGGCAUCCCUGGGCCUGGUGGCACGGGGCUGCUGCUGGCUGGGAGGGACACCAGGUCUACCCUGCCCACCCCCAGAGCCACCAGGUCUACCCGGAGCUGAACACAGUGGGGGCACCCAAGGGGCAUGUGGGGAAGGGGCUCCCCUGGGUGAGUCUCUCCCUGACCCCAGGGUCUAACAGGCGGCUGUCACCCUGCUGUGACCCGUGAUCUCAAAGGUCCCUUCCAACCAUGAAGAUUCUGUGAUUCUAUGUUCUCCAUCCACCCUUGUCUCCAACCCAGAGGGGUGGGAUGGGGCUGCAGCCCCCCCAUCGGCCGCUCACACCCUGUACAAGAUGCAGGCUGGGGGAGUGGGCAGUUCCCACCCCACAGCCCCUUUCUCCCCAAAACGGGGGCUGCUGGGGCCAGAGCACCACUCAAUAAACCUGUUAUUUUUUUUGCA